GGCACGGAUCGCACGCUCGUGGGCCUCGGCCUGGGCCAUCCCGCGCUCAGUAUGCCGCCAUCGCGUGAGUUGGGUGGUCGGUGGACGACUCGGCUCCGACCGGUUGGAGCCGAAGAUUCGCGCCUCGGGCUUCUCCAAACAGUGCCACCUCCGACCAAAACCUCUCCCCCUCCCCUCGCCGGCGGCCGCGGCGGCGGCAUGACGAAGGGCGGUCAGUCUGCGUCCUCUUCGGGGCCUGAGGACGAGUCAGCGGCGGCGACUUCAACCUCCGCUCCCACACCCGCCCCGGGGCGGCGGCCGAGGGCGACGCAGCAGCGGCUGGAGAUCGAGGGCUACCACGUGGAGGGCAUCUCCAUCGCCGGGCACGAGACCUGCGUCAUGUUCCCUUCCCUCAACCUCGCCUUCGACAUCGGCCGGUGCCCGCCGCUCGCCGUCUCGCAGGACUUCCUCUUCGUCUCCCACGCGCACAUGGACCACAUCGGGGGCCUCCCAGUGUACGUCGCCACGCGGGGCCGCAGGCGGAUGCGCCCGCCCACCGUCUUCGUCCCCGCCUGCCUCGCGGACCUCGUGCGGAGGCUCUUCGACGUGCACCGCGCCAUGGACCAGUCCGACCUCGACCACAAGCUCGUGCCGCUCGAGGUCGGCGAGGAGUACCAGCUCACCAAGGACCUCAGCGUCAGGCCGUUCAGGACCUACCACGUCGUACCCAGCCAGGGGUAUGUGAUAUACAAGGUGAAGCAGAAGCUCAAGGAAGAGUAUGCUGGCCUCCCUGGGAAAGAGCUCAGUAAUCUCAAAAAGUCUGGAGUUGAGAUUACGAAUGUAGAGUCAACACCUGAGAUUGCUUUCUCUGGAGAUACAAUGUCAGAUUUCAUCCUUGAUCCUGAUAAUGCAGAUGUGUUGAAGGCAAAGAUUCUUGUGGUCGAGAGUACUUUUAUUGAUGACUCCAAAUCAAUUGAGGAUGCAAGAGAAAGAGGGCACAUUCACUUGUCUGAGAUAGUGAGUCUGUCUGACAAGCUUAAAAACAAAGCUAUUCUACUGAAUCACUUUUCACUUCGAUAUACUGCUGAGGACAUUGAUGCAGCAAUAAACAGAUUGCCACCAUCUUUCCGAAGCAGAGUGUAUGCAUUGAAGGAAGGCUUCUUCUAGAGAAAAACGUGGAGCCAGAGUUGAGCAAUGAAGACUUUUGGAUCAGGUCUUUGGAUAAUUUCACUAUGAAAAGUAUGAAUCCUUUUGGUCUGCUCUUCGUGUGAUGUCACUGUACCGUCCAUCUCGCAAAUUCAUGAGGGGUUCGUUUAGUUUUGUCGGUACUCAAAUCACAACUUCACUCAUGAGAUCAAAUUAUAAACGAAUGAAAUGUGAAUAGAAACCCUGAA
This is a messenger RNA of Sorghum bicolor (sorghum), 1373 nucleotides long. RefSeq names its product tRNase Z TRZ1. The record is from RefSeq and is a predicted model, not a curated record. Lineage: Eukaryota; Viridiplantae; Streptophyta; Magnoliopsida; Poales; Poaceae. Bases 52 to 1146 code for a protein of 364 amino acids. The transcript has 6 exons.